Molecule: messenger RNA, 2336 nt
Organism: Calidris pugnax (ruff)
Lineage: Eukaryota; Metazoa; Chordata; Aves; Charadriiformes; Scolopacidae
Product: interleukin-5 receptor subunit alpha-like
Exons: 11
Coding region: 204-1490 (428 amino acids)
Biological process (GO): cytokine-mediated signaling pathway
Cellular component (GO): external side of plasma membrane
Molecular function (GO): cytokine receptor activity; protein binding
Source: RefSeq, a predicted model, not a curated record
AUUAAACCAGACAUUUCUGGGCAGCGAACAAGCGGCAUUGGCUGAUUAGAAACACUCAGUCCUGUCUACGUAUGUUUGAGAAGAAAUCUCCUGUCUUUCUGCUCAGAAGCAAAAUGAAGACAUCACGUUCUAAGUGCUUUUUCAACUGAACUUCGAACUAAAGAGUCUCAAUUUCUGCAGAUCUGUGGCCCAAGCCAUUUACUAUGGCACGUAUUACAGUUGCUCCUGUCAUUCUGAUGGUAACUUUUUUCCAGCAUAAGAUACUAUUUUCCACUAGCCUGGAAAGUGGACAACCAGAUGUAGUGGAUGGUCUUGGAGCACAUAAUGUUCUGUGGAUUACCAAGCAUGGGUCAAGAGUUAUCUUAUCCUGGAACAAUAACCUGACAAAAGAAGAAACUAAGAAGUAUACUGUGAAGUAUAUUUUGAGUUAUAAAUUCUUCAAUACAACUCAUGAAAAGAAAGAAAGACUGCGCGAAAAGAAAAAGGUAAUACCUCUUGAGUUACAUUCUGGUUUUAAUGCUAAAGUUAAAACACAACUUUUCGCAAAAGAAACAGAAGAUGUAAUUAAGGAGAGUGACUGGACAGAAUUUACUUACAAGGCACCUCCAGUAUAUAUUCAGAAUUUUUCAUGCAUCAUAUAUAAUAUAUCUUUCUUCAAUUGCACCUGGCUUAUUAAAGCAGAAGCUCCUGAAGAUAUUCAGAUAUUUUUUUCAUACAGACACGUAGGAAAAGAUUUUGAAUGCCAGCAAUAUAUAAAAAAUGCAAGGAAGAAAAAUAUUGGAUGCCAUAUGAAAGAAAUAUAUUUCCAACCAUCAAGAAAAAUCAAUUUAAACAUAACCAUAAGACAUCUGAGACAUAAUUCAGGAGGCCUGUCUUAUUACAAAGCUUUUACACCUCAGACAAUAGAGAAACUGAACCCGCCUAUCAACGUCUCUGUUUCCCUUGAAAACGGAAGUAUUAAAAUUCACUGGAAACCCCCGCCUACUAUUGGUUCUGCAAGUAGCAAGUGCUUUUUGUAUCAAGUGAAAAUAACAGAUCGUAAGAUUGUAGAUGUCACUGCAGAGAAAUACGAGUCUCCAUUUCAUAAACCAGCAAAAAAAUGUGCAGUACAAGUGAGGGUAAAGAAAGAGGUAUGCAUAAGAAACAAGAUUUGGAGUGAAUGGAGUGAACCAGUGUUUAUUCACAAUGAAAAAACUGUGGAUGUCAUGCUGCUAAACCUCACCUUGUUUUGCCUCCUGAUUUUCCUUGGAGGUUUGAUGAUGUAUGCUUGCAGAAGGUAUAGAUGCCUGGAAGUUAUAACCAUGCCUGUUCCACAUCCUUCAGAUAAUAUCAAAACUUGGUUAGCUGCAGAUGAGACUUGCCAGCAGAAACAAAUGUCAAUGCAAGUGGAGAUGCACUCAGAGGUUACUAUGGCAAUACUAGAAGAGAACAGAGACAAGAGCAUUCAAGAACAGAAAUUUUUGAAGGAAUCUGGAUUUGAAGACCGGUAGGGAGGAUGCACUUUUUUAAAUCUACAUGCAAGAGUUACCUUUCUAUGAGGUGGACAAUAUUCAGACAGAUCUAAGAACAGCUGAUACUGGAGUUUGCUGAGACCAAUAAUUUGAAGUAUUUUGAACUCUGACAUUGUGCAACUCUUAAAAUGAACUUUGGAUCACAAAGGCAAAGCAGUACCUUGCAGUUUGCACCUCACAACAGCUGAUCUUCAGCCGAAUAAAAUUACAGCACCUCAGACAAUAUGAUCUAAUAUUGAGGUCCACUAGGGUUAAAAUGGAACUAGAGUUAGUGUUUCGUAAUGCUGCAAUAGCUUCCAAGAACUGUCUGAUAAUCAAUGUCUUUGAAGACUGGCUGUUCAUAGAAAUCUCAUACUAGUUAUUCAACAUCUGACUGGUCAUGACGAAUGGUGGAAACAAUGAAUGUUUCUGGAAAUAGCAGAAGAAGAUCACAAGAGUUUUCUCAAGCUGAAAAAAAUAAUACUUUCUGAGGCACUGCAUUGUGUAAGCAGACAGCAAUGUUAAGGAAGAGUGGGGUGUGAAGAUGUAAGUAAGGCCUUUUCAUGCGACGGAUUUAUUCCUUUGAAGUUAGUAAAAGGAGAAAACUUUAGACAAGUUAAAGAAAACAAAAGUUUUGGCUGUAUUGUGAUUGUUUAAAUAAGUAUAACUCAGAGAAGUUAAAGUUCAGAACUGACCAACUAUUACUAUUUAUUUUUCCAUGUCCUUUUAAAGAAAAUUUUCUUUCCAUUUCCAUGAGAUGGUAAGCCAUAACAGUUCACUUUGAGGUACACAACCAGAGCAGACUAUCUUAACUCUUAGUUGAGGUAGCAUUUAUUUGACUACAGA